Ananas comosus (pineapple) is the source of this 1314-nucleotide messenger RNA. RefSeq lists its product as uncharacterized. The transcript has a single exon. The record is from RefSeq and is a predicted model, not a curated record. Bases 1 to 1314 code for a protein of 437 amino acids. NCBI's taxonomy places the organism in Eukaryota, Viridiplantae, Streptophyta, Magnoliopsida, Poales, Bromeliaceae.
AUGGCCAGCGCCGGGGAUGCUGUCUCUCUCUCCACCUCCACCAUGUCCGAUGCCGGCGAUGACGAAGGCGACAAUGUCAUCGCCCCGGCCAACUGGCCCUCCAUCCCGUGGGAUCUGCUUGCGCUGAUCCUCUCCCGACUCCCCUGCUCCGUCCACUACCUCCGCGCGGUCAUCGCGUGCAAACAGUGGGCCGCCACUUCUCUCCCCUUCCCCCACCACCUCCCUGUCCAACCCCCCGUCGCCCUCUUCAGCGAAUUCUCCAGCACUGGCCCCUACUACAACCCCGCCACCGGCAUCUACCGCCACUUCCGCGGCCCGCACCACGACUCCUACUGCUUCGGCACCUCCCACGGCUGGCUCCUCCUCCUCUCCCCCAACUCCACCGUCUACACAGUCAACCCCGUCACCUACGAGUGCAUUGGCUUCCCCCCCCUCUUCAACGCCCCCGCCAACAUGCUCCGAUUCAACACUGCAACAUACCCCAGCUACCACGUGAUUCCCGACACGCCUGGCGAUCAGGAAGUGCCUGGCGCUGUACCGCUGAUGGUCCGUCGCAGGGACCUAAUCCGCUUAUCCGUCCUCUCCUCCGACCCCGCCAAAGAACUGAACUUCGCUGUGCUCAUCGUCCUCAACCACAUCGCCAACAAAUACCUCUACUGCCGGAAGGGCGUCGAUGCUGCGUGGGUCCCGAUAACUCUCCCCCUCGCCGAUUUCCACUGCUCUGACUUAGCGCCGACGAGGAACAAGAAAAUCUACGCCGUCGACCGCAAGAAGAUGGCCAUGCUCGCCUUCGACCUCUCCGACCCGGCCAGAAACAUCAAUGUCUCAUCCUACACAAUAACCGGCGUGCCGCAACCGCCGUCGCCCGACGCCACAUUCCUGGUCGAGUCGGCCGACGGCUCGCUGCUCCUCGUCAACAAGAUCUUGGAGGUGCACGUCACGCCGUACAACGCCGUACUUGUCGUGUUCAGGCUCGACCUCUCUGCGCCGCCGCCGCAGGCGAGGGCACUGCCGGUGGCUGAUAUUGGGGCUGGCCACGCUUUGUUCGUCAGCGAGGGGGGGUCGGCGUGCGUCGACGUCAGCGCCUACCCCCGCGCGUUCAGGCCGAACCACGUCUACUUUUUCCGGCCGUUCCACAGCUACGAGGCAGGGCAGGCGUUUGAGGCCGAGACGAUCGGCAUCUUCAGCUUGGAGAAAGGGGAAUUAGCCGCGGAUUCGCGUACUUUGCUACGCGGGUGGCCAUAUCCUUUGCUGGGGAAGGUUCGGUGGUUCUUUUUCAAUCUUACGUUCAGAGAAUAUAUAGCAAUUGAUUAG